Molecule: messenger RNA, 965 nt
Organism: Hibiscus syriacus
Lineage: Eukaryota; Viridiplantae; Streptophyta; Magnoliopsida; Malvales; Malvaceae
Product: protein SODIUM POTASSIUM ROOT DEFECTIVE 2-like
Exons: 3
Coding region: 80-937 (285 amino acids)
Molecular function (GO): metal ion binding
Source: RefSeq, a predicted model, not a curated record
UGGAACUUGCUUCUUAUCUUCUGCAGAUUCUCUAGUUAUCUACUUCAAAGCUAUCAACAUCCGAAUUUCAGAAACAAAAAUGAAAAGAAUGAAUAUCUUUUGUGCAUCCCAAGCUUCAACAGCCGUUUGUUUAAGCAUGGAUCAAGUGGCCUCCUCCUCUUGCUCCUCCGCAUCCGACGUCCAACUCAGCGGUAAAGCCAUUGACCGCCACAACCCCAUCAUCCGAGACGCCAAGAGGUUCACCAGAACUCUACCUCCCAACCCUUGCACGUCCCAACCAUCGCCAAUCAACCCAGUACCUUACCAUCAGCUCAAGAAGAACCAAAAAAAGAGUUCAACCAAGUCGAGCAAUGAUCAUGCAAAAAAGGGUUCUUCUUCUUCUUCAGCAGCAGUUUCUGCUAAGUUGAGUGAUCAAAAGAAGAAGAAAAAGGGUUCAUCUAAGAACUGUUCAUUGAAGCCAACUGGUAUCAAAGCUGAAGAAACUAGUAGGAAAAGCUUCAGCACCAAGGCGAUUGAUCUCGUCACCCCUCCUGGUUCCUCUAGAUAUCUGUUGGGCGAUAGUAUUAGUAAUAAUAAUUCUGGGUUUUUCGAUGGAGUAUCGGAUUUUGAUCUUCCUGCUGAAGCACAGAAGAUUCAAGCUGUAAAACAAGAUCAAAUCGUUGUUUCCAAGCCAUCUUCAUCAUCUUCCCCAGAGAAGCCUUGUAAAGACCAGGUUGUGGUGUUAAGAGUGUCAUUACACUGCAAAGGAUGUGAAGGAAAGGUGAGGAAGCAUCUAUCAAGAAUGGAAGGUGUUACAUCCUUCAGCAUCGAUUUCCCAGCCAAGAAGGUGACAAUCAUCGGAGACGUAACGCCGUCAGGCGUACUGGCCAGAGUUUCAAAGGUAAAGAGUGCACAGUUUUGGACAUUCGCCAUGGCUGCAAAUACUACAAACAAGUAGAGCAAUCUUAGCAUCAACAUUUUCAUGG